GCCAAAACUUUUUGAUUCUGGGCUCUGGGACAGGAGCUAUAGCUUCUCUACUGUCGCAAUUGGAUGACUUGAUGUUGAAUAUAACUGAGGUUGAACCACGUAAUGAGAUUAUUCAGUUAUCCAAGAAAUGGUUCUCACAUGAGAAUUCGGACAUCCGAAAUGAGAAUAUUUCGACGUUCGUUGUGAACGAACACACGAGAGGGGCUAAGUAUGCUUGUAUAAUGAUUGAGAUAUGUGCAGAAGGUGUUUGCCCGGAAGAUGGUGUUGUGGAACUUCGAACAGCUUUGAGAGAGAUUGUCGAAAACAAUGGCGUCGUGAUAGUUCAUCUUCAGAACUCUGAGAACCAGGUUACUCUUAAGUCGUUUCAGGAAGUUUUUGCGUCAUGCUUCUUGUUCAAUUAUGAUCUGGAACAAAGAAAUGAAAUAUUAAUUUGCACUAAUCGUCAGAAUUGGACUUGGAUCGAACAAGAACAGCUCUUCAAGGAAGCUCUACGGAAAGUGGAUGAUAUUUUAGAUUUCAAGAUGAACGCCUUUGUGAACCUUGAUUGA
Molecule: messenger RNA, 548 nt
Organism: Auanema sp. JU1783
Lineage: Eukaryota; Metazoa; Nematoda; Chromadorea; Rhabditida; Rhabditidae
Source: the annotation of a GenBank genome assembly